Salvelinus fontinalis (brook trout) is the source of this 2814-nucleotide messenger RNA. RefSeq names its product P2R1A-PPP2R2A-interacting phosphatase regulator 1-like. The transcript is spliced from 9 exons. Bases 673 to 1347 code for a protein of 224 amino acids. Gene Ontology annotation, molecular function: protein serine/threonine phosphatase inhibitor activity. The record is from RefSeq and is a predicted model, not a curated record. Lineage: Eukaryota; Metazoa; Chordata; Actinopteri; Salmoniformes; Salmonidae.
GUUAUGACAGAUUACGAAGUACCUCUAUUUGGUGGAGGACUAUGUUGUGAAAUCUUUCAAUUAGUUAUAUUUUGAUAAAUAGUUUAAUUUUUGGGUUAUUUUGUAGAUUUUUUUGAGGACGCAAUGAACAACUUAACUGGAGGAUGGAACUUUUCAACGACGCAAAUGUUUUGUUGAGGACUGUUCAGGACUGUUUUAUUCUCUGACUGGUUAGCUACUAGCUAGCUAGCCAAGUUGAGUGUUAAUGGUUAGCUACUGUAGCUAGCUAACCCUAAAAAGUCACGUCUCCAGCUGGCCGCCUAACCGAAUUUCCCUUAAAAGUUAUUGUAAGGGAUAUAUCUCUCUAGUUGACAGUAUUGGUCAAGUAUGUGUUUGUUUAGCCUUUGUGCGACAACAGGAAUUGCGUUUGAGUACUUUAUACGGUUAGCUAGUUACGAAUAGUCGCUUGCUGUAACUUGAGACAAGUCUGACUUCAUCUAACAAAAAUGAGAUAGAGGGAAGACACCAAGGACAUUUCCCGCUGAUUUAGCUUCUCUGAAUUGGACCGAAAGGUUUGUGUGUAAGGCCUGCAGGUCGGGCUUUCACCCGGAUAGAGUAGGGCUCUACGCCGCCUCUGAGCACUCCUAGACCAGCAGCUCGCGCUGCCAGGCUGGAGGCCGGUGAUUUCAAGAAAUGGAACGAAUGGAAGUGGAUCAGUGCGCAUGCGCAGCUGCCGGGAGCGGAGGCGGGGCUCUUCGUAGAUCGAACAGCGCCCCCAUGAUCACGAGUGUCAGCGAUGGUAUGACAGUGUUCAGUCCAACUAUUUCAGCCCGGUAUCGACGGAGCAGUGUCUCUGUCAACCCCAGCUGUCCUUCUCUGGCCAUCCCCCUGUCCCCUUUCUCUUUGGGUGGUGAGAGACCAGACCACAAAAGGCAGGAAGAGAAUAUGGAAAUGACACUCAGGGGGAGUCUUCAGAGACUGAGUGCUUCCAGCCUGGUCCCUCCUGUCAGUCACUGGCAUGACCAUUCAUCAGUGGGAUUCCAUUUACCGGACAGUGGUGUCACACCCAAUUCGUCCCCUAGUCCAACUCGAAGGUUUAGGGGGCCAACAGUCAGCUCUACUGUGAGAUGGCCUGCCCUGACUCCACUGAAAAGGAAAGGAGGAGUGGAGUCUGAUGGUCCGCCGAAGAAGCUGUUUGUUGCAGGGGUAACAGAUCCUGCUCACCGAACUAGUUACACAGUCAGUGUGUCUCAGGCAUCUGCAGACUCUCCUACAGGUGGUGUGUCUGUGUGUGGUGCUAGUCCCCAGGGUAGUGCCCUGUACCUGUCUCCUCCCCCCUCAUUCACCUCUCACCAGCCCAAUAUCUAGAAACCACAACACCAGCAGCCUAUCACAGACCAGGACUACAGUCAGUCCUAGAUUCUACUCACAGCCUAUCAGAGCGCUCCUCUCCCUCAAACCAUCAGAGCCUUGGGGAAACUCAUCAUAUUCCUUGGCUCCUGAAGUAAUGUCUUGAGUUGAAAUCAAGAUAAUAUAUAGAUGUUACACAAAGACUGGCACCUGUGCUUUGUUAAUCAGAAGGUUGCAUGAAAUGCCCUGCCAAAGGAAGUCAGGGGUGAAGAGACUAUAUUUUUCCUUGUUGGGCUUUUGUUUAUAUCAAAGUUAGAGGUGUUAAAAGGCCUUGUCUGAAAUUGUGUUCAGGGGUAAUGGUGAGGGCACGUUGUAAUCCAACUGAACGUGACCCAAUAGCCCAGUAUUCUUUGAUAGUCCAGAAGUAAGAGCUCAAAAAUGAGACAUGAAGACAAGGUGUCACAGCAGACUGUCGAGCCAGCGGUGGCUCAGUUUGUCUAUGUGAAUAGUGUAUUAAUAUGUGAAUACUGAUAUAAGCAGGGCUGCCUUUAAGGCAGGACUGGGAGUGGGUUCUCUGGCUGAGGGGGUUUGUUCUGUAGAUAUAGAAUUCCUAGGCAAAGCUCUGCCCAGAGGACCCACCCAGUCCUGGUCCUUUAUGGCCUAAACCUAAUGAGAGAUCGGCAUGGAUACUCACCUCUUGACAGGUGUGUGUGAACUUUAGUUUGAUAGAAGGGACCUCGACUGGUGAUCUCAGUCCUCUGGGUAGUGCAUGAUAUUACCCUUUCUCUACAUGCAUACUACUUUAAAAAGGGUAGCCUGUGGAGUGUUAUCACAUUUUCCCAUUGAUUACAUGAAUGUUAUUAUUUGACUUCUGUAAUGUGGUAUGGUUGUACAUGCUCAGGACCCUCGUAGAUAUUGUGUAAUAUCAUAAGUGACAUCAUGGGUAUAUCAUGUUGUUUGGGUUGAUGUAAUCUAUGGGAAAGUUCUGUUUUUUAAUCCCAUGCAUGAGUCUGUGACCUCCAGACCUUUUGACUUGUGAAAUAGAGUACAAGCUGCUUAGAGAAGUGUCUUAUACAAAAACAAAUAAUGUUAUUGAUAGUAACUAUGUGUAAUACUCUUCAAAUGCCCUUUCCAGAGCUGAGUUUUACAGCAACAGACAGAUUAGUUUCUCUAAAUCUGGUCUCCUUUUUGUGGAUGGAACAUUCUACUUCCAAUUAAGAUUUUGCACAGUAUUAGUUUCACAUUAUUAAUCAAUAUUACUGUUACACAAAUGGUAUCCUGAUUAAGACAUGCUGUUGCGUUGUAUAUUUGUUGCUUAAUUUGCUCAUUUCUCAUCGGGUCUCUGUCCUGUCUCAAAGAAGUGCUUAGGUCAGCAAGAGUUGAGGGUCAUCUUCUGAUCUUAACCCCAGAUUUAGAAACGUUUGUUUUUCCUCAGUGACAAUCAGUGAAUUUGGAGGGAAAUAAAAACUCCAGUUUUAAGUUCUA